This is a messenger RNA of Microplitis demolitor, 2791 nucleotides long. RefSeq names its product probable cleavage and polyadenylation specificity factor subunit 2. The coding region runs from base 499 to 2718 and encodes 739 amino acids. The record is from RefSeq and is a predicted model, not a curated record. Lineage: Eukaryota; Metazoa; Arthropoda; Insecta; Hymenoptera; Braconidae. Gene Ontology annotation, biological process: mRNA 3'-end processing by stem-loop binding and cleavage. Gene Ontology annotation, molecular function: RNA binding. Gene Ontology annotation, cellular component: mRNA cleavage and polyadenylation specificity factor complex. The transcript has 5 exons.
CACAGAGAAAACCUAACAGUUCUGGUGGGUGAAAGCUCCAGGGAUCAAAUAAAAUGCCCAAUUUACUGAUCCCUGGAUCUUCAUCCCGCGCAUAACGGUUAGAUCGUCGUCCGAACAUAACACGUGGCUGAGCGGUCACCCAGCCGAGUAGUAAAAUCAUAAUUAUCACUCGAGCCACGCGCGUCCCGAAUAGCUGCCAAAGCCACGUAAGCAAAUCUCGUGAGCUUUCUUAAAUACUUUAUUUUAAACAGCAACAAUAAUCAAAAACAUUUACAUUGUUUGUCAAUUUUAAAAAAGUAAACUGACUCCAAUUGAUUUUUUAUUUAUGGCCUUCAUUACAAUUAUAUAUGAGUGUUUAAAUAUUUUAAGUGUAAAAAUAUAAACCACCGGCAUUGAGUUCUAACCUUAAGUUUUUUAUAUUCUGUUUACUUAAUUUAUCAAGAAAUUUUUUUUUUAUUAAUUUAAAUUUUUGAGUAGUUUGUAUUUUUGAAAUUUACAAUGACGUCUAUUGUUAAACUCCACGCUAUUUCUGGAGCUAUGAAUGAAUCUCCUCCUUGCUAUUUGUUGGAGAUUGAUGAAGUUAAAAUUCUUCUUGACUGCGGCUGGAAUGAGCAAUUUGAUGAAUCUUUCAUACGGGAAUUAAAAAGACACGUGCAUCAGAUUGAUGCAGUGUUACUGUCGUAUCCUGACCCACUUCAUUUAGGAGCUCUGCCUUAUUUAGUAGGAAAAUGCGGCCUGAGUUGUCCCAUUUAUGCGACCAUUCCUGUCUAUAAAAUGGGACAGAUGUUCAUGUACGACAUUUACCAGUCACGACAUAGUCUGGAAGACUUUGAUCUCUUUACGCUGGAUGACGUCGACGCAGCAUUUGAUAAAAUUACACAGUUGAAGUACAAUCAAAGUGUCCCAAUGAAGGACAAAGGCUACGGCGUCACGCUGACACCCUUGCCAGCGGGACACAUGAUCGGGGGUACUAUUUGGAAGAUAGUCAAAGAUGAGGAAGAAGAUAUAAUUUAUGCGGUGAACUUUAACCACAAGAAAGAACGACAUUUGAAUGGUUGCGAGCUUGAAAGACUGCAAAGACCGUCAUUAUUAAUAACAGACGCUUUCAAUGCUAGUUAUCAGCAAGCGAGACGUAGGACACGUGAUGAAAAACUCAUGACCAACAUUUUGCAAACACUACGUAGAGGUGGUAACGUUUUGAUUGGCGUUGAUACCGCGGGAAGAGUUUUGGAGUUAUCCCACAUGUUGGACCAGCUAUGGCGCAACAAAGAGUCGGGUUUAUUAGCUUAUUCCUUAGCGUUGCUGACUAAUGUUAGUUACAAUGUGGUCGAGUUUGCUAAGUCACAGAUUGAGUGGAUGAGCGACAAACUUAUGAGAAGUUUUGAAGUCGCCCGAAACAAUCCCUUCCAAUUUAAACAUCUUCAACUCUGUCAUAGUAUGAAGGAGUUGAGCAAUGUCCCGAGUCCGAAAGUUGUCUUGGCAAGUACUCCAGACAUGGAGUGUGGAUUUUCACGAGAAUUGUUUCUUCAGUGGUGCUCAAAUCCUCAGAAUAGUAUUAUAAUUACUAGCAGAACGUCACCGGGAACUCUGGCGAGAGAAUUGAUGGAGAUGGGGGAUAAUCGGAGUAUUACAUUGGAGCUUAAGAAACGUGUAAAACUAGAAGGAUAUGAGCUGGAGGAAUACCAAAAAAGAGAACGCGCGAAGCAGGAGAUGAUGAAGCAAGAAAAGAUAGAAACUAUCGACAUCAGUUCUGAAUCGGAAGAUGAAAUAGAAGUCGGUGGUACCAGAGGUAGACACGACUUAUUAGUCAAACAAGAAUCAAAACCUGGUUUUUUUAAGCAGAGUAAAAAACAGCAUCCAAUGUUUCCAUUUUUUGAGAAACAGAUAACAUGUGAUGAGUAUGGAGAAAUUAUUAAUCCCGAAGAUUAUAAAAUAGCUGAAAUAACCCCCGAGUCUGAAGAUAAUAAAGAGAAUGUUGAUGUCAAACCGGAAGAGACAAUUGUACAUACAGAGACACCUACAGAAGGUCCAACAAAAUGUAUCCGAAUAACUAGGACGAUAAAUGUCAACGCAUCCAUAAUGUACAUCGACUUCGAAGGACGAUCUGACGGAGAAUCUUUACAGAAAAUUCUGGCGCAACUGAGACCCAGAAGAGUCGUCUUAGUUCGCGGGUCUCAAAAAGACUGCCAAGUUCUCGCGCAACAGGCACAGUCUGUUGAUGCGCGAGUUUUCAUUCCAAGUCAAGGAGAAACUCUGGACCUCACUACAGAGACGCAUAUUUAUCACGUGAAAAUGACAGACGCACUUCUCAGGGGGUUGAAAUAUAUAAAAACUCAGAGUGGCUAUAAUGUUGCUCGGGUCAACGCGAGGAUCAACAGGCGAGAACGAGUCUGUCCAGAUUCUACUAAAGCUAUUACCGAUCCAAACAAUGAUGAAGCUAACAAAGAAGAAAUUCUUACUCUUGAGCCCUUGAAUAUUAAUGAGAUUCCACCUCACGAUGCUGUUUUUAUCAAUAAGCUCAAGCUGUCUGAUUUCAAGCAAGUCCUCACUAAAGCAAACAUUCCAGCAGAGUUAAAAGAUGGUGUCUUAUGGUGCUGCAACAACAACACCAUAACAGUAAGACGCGAUGAAGCAGGACAAGUUGUACUAGAUGGUUGGUCCUCCGAAGAUUACGACAGAGUGAGCGACUUAGUGGACGCACAGUACGUGAUAUUGUAGAGCUAUUAAAGUAAAUAAAUAAAUAAACUUUGUAUAUAUUCAUAUUUUUAAAUUGUAAAAAUAUAAUAAAGUA